This is a messenger RNA of Setaria italica (foxtail millet), 1340 nucleotides long. RefSeq lists its product as uncharacterized. Bases 173 to 964 code for a protein of 263 amino acids. NCBI's taxonomy places the organism in Eukaryota, Viridiplantae, Streptophyta, Magnoliopsida, Poales, Poaceae. The transcript is spliced from 5 exons. The record is from RefSeq and is a predicted model, not a curated record.
GGCAGCGACUAAUAGAUGGUUCCAUAAAAGGAGGACCACGACGUUACACACGUCCCCCCUGAGAUCCUGAAUACGCCUGUCCUCUUCUUCUUCUCUUCUUCUGUCCUUUGCAACAACUCUCCAUUUCCUGAUCAGUUCAAGGAAGAUCGUGUAAGAGGAGGAACAGAACAAGAUGUUCUUUCAGCGGAAGAACUCAAAGAAAGUCAAGGACUCUGAAGGAUCGCAGAAGAAGGGAAAAGAUAGCCGCGGGAAGAAUGACCUUUUUGAUCGUGCCAAGGGAGGGCUUGAUGCCCUUGCAGGAAGCCUCCAGUCAGCCAAGAACGAUGCCGAGACGGCGACGGAGAAGCUUCAAGGAGAUGUGAAGUCAGGCAUCGAAACGAUCUUGCACAAGGGCUCAGGCCUUAUUGAGAAAGCGAAAGAAGAACUCGGAGGUCACUCCGAGGCCAGCCAUUCAAAGGAACUAGAGCAAGGAAGCGAAGAACAAGGAAACAAGGACAUGGAUGCUUUAAGUGCAGUUAUGGACAAGGUGAAGAGCCACCCGGAAGUGGUGGAGAAGGUCAAGGACGAGGUUAAGAGCCUUGCUCAUGCUCUUCAUCUGCGGAGGCAUGGAUCUAAAGAUAAAGAACCUGAGGCUGAAGAGAAAGCAGAGGAAGGCGAAGCUGCCCAGAACGCUGACGUCGCCGCCUCUGCUGACAAGACUGAAGAAUCGAAUGUGGAGCAAGCAGUAGAAGAAAUUCAGGCUGUCGUCGCAGCGGUGCAGCAGGAACAGACAGCCCCCACAACUGAAACUGAAACUCCAACUAAGACUGAUGCUACUGCUGAAACUUCAGCUGAAGGAGAGAAGCCUGAAGAAACAAACAGGGAGGUGGAGAAAGAUGACCCGAAGAAGCGGCUCGAUUUCUUAGGGUUCUUCGCCAUGCUGUUUGAGAGGUUCUGCUCCCCUGCCAACAAGAAGAAAGAUUAAGUGAUAUGCAGGUCAGGUGUGGAUUUCUCGUUUUGUGAUCAUGGACUUGGAAACUACAUGGAGAUGGAAUUGCAUUGGGAUUGCGGGUGGUGUACAGUUUGCAGUUAUAUGCUUCUCUUCAGACAAAUCUGCUGUUGGUUUUUACUCUCUUCUAUGGUGAUGGAUGCAUGGAUAUGGUUUAUUUGGUGUAGUUCUUCUCAACCUUGUGGAAUUGAUUUUAUUUAUAUGAACAAAUGAUUUAUUUUCAAGAGCUUUCUGUGCCUCAAGUGCUGUAGACAUUCUUUUUUGUUAAGAUAAUGUAGUGUAUGUGUGGGAAGCACGAACAUGUAAGGACCCGUUUUUGCUAAUUGUGAAGUAAAAUGUUUGCUCAACUCAA